AUGAAACUGCACUACUCUAAUAUAUUAUUAUUUUUCUUUCCAUUAAAUAUAUUAGUAACAUCAUAUCAUGUAUAUAAUAAAAAUAAAAUAUACAUCACACCACAUCAUACAACAACUACUACAUUACGAAUGUUAAGCGAAUAUGGCGUACAUACGUCAAUUUAUAAAAAUGAUGAAAAUAUGAAAUCUUUGAAGGAAAAUUUCGAUCGACAAACGUCACAACGUUUUGAAGAAUACGAACAACGUAUGAUCAGAAAAAGAAAAAAAUACAAAGAACAGUGCGACAAAGAUAUACAAAAAAUUAUUGAAAAAGAUAAAAUGGACAAAUCAUUAGCAGAAAAAGUAGAAACAGGUUGUCUUAAGUAUGGGUGUGGGCUAGGUGGUGUUGCAGGAAGUGUUGGAUUAUUCGGGGGAUUUGGUAUCUAUGGUUGGAAAACCGCCGCUUUAGCAGCUUCUAAGAAUGCGGCCGUAGCUGAGGCUACUGCUAAGGGUGUGGCUAAAGCAAUUGAUUUAGUAAAAUCAACAUUUGAUGUACAAAAUAUAGCUGGUCAACCAUUGGAAACAGUUCUUAAUGUAAUAAAUUAUACUGAUGUAUCAAAUAUUUAUCAUUUGAUUUAUUCUCAAUAUAAGACCACAUGUAUAUCUACUUCCUCUACCCCUGUCACUGGCGGUCCUGAGACUUUUUGCAUUUCGAUUUGGAAUAAAUCUUUAUCUGGAUUGGGAAGUAAUGUGGUAUUUGUUGAAGAAACAAAGGUUAUAGAAGCAACUGUAAAAACUAUCGUCUCGAGUGCCGAAAAGGUUGCUGGAGAAGCUUUAGAAAAGGCUACUGAAGGAGUUAUAAAAACCAGCACUGCAACAAUAGAAUCUACAUAUGCUAGUUGCCAGAUUGCUAUUAUUGCUUCUGUUGUUGCAUUAUUAAUUAUAGCUUUAGUUAUGAUAAUUAUUUAUUUAGUUUUACGUUAUCGUAGAAAAAAAAAAAUGAAUAAAAAAGCCCAUUACACAAAAUUAUUAAAUCAAAAAAUAUAUAGUUUCAAGAUAUUAAAUCCAUUUUUAUGUUGUAUGAACUCUAGAUGUUUGAAUACAUGA
Plasmodium falciparum 3D7 is the source of this 1086-nucleotide messenger RNA. RefSeq names its product rifin. NCBI's taxonomy places the organism in Eukaryota, Apicomplexa, Aconoidasida, Haemosporida, Plasmodiidae. The record is from RefSeq and is a predicted model, not a curated record.